Anguilla rostrata (American eel) is the source of this 1720-nucleotide messenger RNA. Its product is annotated as L-lactate dehydrogenase A chain-like. Bases 121 to 1122 code for a protein of 333 amino acids. The record is from RefSeq and is a predicted model, not a curated record. Gene Ontology annotation, molecular function: L-lactate dehydrogenase (NAD+) activity. The transcript has 8 exons. Gene Ontology annotation, cellular component: cytoplasm. NCBI's taxonomy places the organism in Eukaryota, Metazoa, Chordata, Actinopteri, Anguilliformes, Anguillidae. Gene Ontology annotation, biological process: pyruvate metabolic process; lactate metabolic process.
UGGCUCCGCCUGCGUGAACGUUGCUGCGGGAUAGCCGAGUCUAAGGAGGAGCGUCCACUGGAACACAUUCCGUCUCCGCAAGGUUCUCAUUUCCAAGUUAAAGAAAAAAAGCCUGUCACCAUGGCAUACACGUACGACAAGCUGAUCUCUCAUGUCCUGAGGGAGGAGCCCGUUGGCUCCCGGAACAAGGUGACGGUAGUGGGCGUCGGCAUGGUGGGCAUGGCCUGUGCCAUGAGCAUCCUCAUGAAGGAGUUGGCAGAUGAAGUGGCCCUGGUCGAUGUGAUGGAGGAGAAGCUGAAGGGUGAAGCCCUGGACCUGCAGCACGGGGGGCUUUUCCUGCGCACGCCCAAAAUUGUAGCCAGCAAAGACUACAGCGUAACGGCGAACUCCAAGGUUGUGGUGGUGACGGCCGGUGCUCGCCAGCAGGAAGGCGAGAGCCGCCUCAACCUGGUGCAGCGCAACGUCAACAUCUUCAAGUUCAUCAUCCCCAACAUCGUCAAGUACAGCCCCGACUGCAUCAUCCUCGUUGUCUCCAACCCAGUGGACAUCCUGACAUACGUGGCCUGGAAGCUGAGUGGGUUCCCCAGGCAUCGCGUCAUCGGCAGCGGCACCAACUUGGACUCCGCCCGCUUCCGCUUCCUGAUGAGCGAGAAGCUGCACGUCCACCCCUCCAGCUGCCAUGGCUGGAUCAUCGGAGAGCACGGAGACUCCAGCGUGCCCGUCUGGAGUGGUGUGAAUGUGGCCGGUGUCUCCCUCCAGAAACUGAACCCAGAGAUGGGCACAGAUGUCGAUCAGGAAGACUGGAGAUACGUGCACAGGAAGGUGGUGGAGGGUGCCUAUGAGGUCAUUAGGCUGAAGGGCUACACUUCCUGGGCAAUUGGGCUGUCUGUGGGAGACCUGGUAGAGUCCAUCCUUAAGAACCUGCGCAAGGUGCACCCAGUGUCCACGCUUGUCAAUGGCAUGUACGGGGUGAAGGACGAGGUCUUCCUGAGCGUGCCCUGCGUGCUGGGCAGCAGCGGCCUGACGGACGUGGUGAAGAUGUCCCUGAAGCCCGAGGAGGAGAAGCAGCUGGUGAAGAGUGCGGAGACCCUGUGGGGUGUGCAGAAGGAGCUGUCCAUGUGAGACCGCACCUCAUCGACCACACCUCGACCUCCGCCCCAAUCGCACACACACCUAAAAACAGCCCUGCUCUUCAUCCGGUUCCCCCACCUGUCCAAGCAGACCUCCGGACAGAGAUGGGCCGUUUCUGUACGGGCAUCGAACAUCCUGGCGGAUGUGCUUCUCUCUUCUUCCCAGGUCCAUGCAUGAAAGUGAACUUUUAAACACACAGCAGGUAGAGGUGGCCCAGCGAGCAGGAUGGGCCUCCAUUUUGCAAUGGGCCUCCAUUUUGGAUUUGCCGUUUUGUGUUCAGCAGAACCAUUCCUGCAGAGCCCCUGUUCCCAUCACAGCAGAGGCAUCCCGUACUACAGAACUCCAAUCUAAGCCUGUGUUUCAGUGUGCAAAACUAACCAGCAGUGUCAUUCAAUGGGACAAGGCCUUAUGAACAAUACACAGGGUAACCACUUCCCUCGCUUCAGUUUUAAUACAUGAAUUACAUUUGCUUUUAGCAUUAGCAGCAAACCAGUUCUGAAGCAACAGUUCUUGACUUCAAUGUGAAAUCUUAAGCAUUAUUUAUGGCAGAUACAAAGCUGUAUUUUUACAAUAAAAAUAUCUGCAGUAA